Messenger RNA from Clupea harengus (Atlantic herring), 4264 nucleotides. RefSeq names its product rho guanine nucleotide exchange factor 26. The record is from RefSeq and is a predicted model, not a curated record. Gene Ontology annotation, molecular function: guanyl-nucleotide exchange factor activity; protein binding. NCBI's taxonomy places the organism in Eukaryota, Metazoa, Chordata, Actinopteri, Clupeiformes, Clupeidae. Gene Ontology annotation, biological process: activation of GTPase activity.
AGAUUGCAGCGCCUGUUACGUCACUUGAACUUGGAAAAGUCGUGGCCGCUUCAGGUUUUACUUUAUUUUGAGCUUUGGCCACGCGCGGGAUGCUUAUGUGUUCCAGACUGUGCAGAGUUAGCCUACAGAGAACAACGGGAUGAUUAUAGUGUCCUAAAUUUGGAUAGCUUCUCGCCUCAGCAGGUUCAGAUACACUUCAACGCAACAUAGCCUACAGAACAAUUAUGUCGGAAUUUAGGCGUUGACCGUGUAUACAAGAAAAGGCUGGAGUCAUCGUAUCUCGCCGAGCCACUGCAAUGUUUGCUCUGUGAGGUUCUGUGUCGACCGUCGUUUCUUAGUGACACCUGAAUGCCACUCACGAUGGACUACGGGAACGAGGUGGAUUUAUCAAACAACAUCUUUCCGCUUUGGAAGAGACGUCCCAACACUGGUUCUAGAGACUUGAAACUAAAACCUCGACCUCUGAGUUACCAGAUCGACGGGGUUCAUACGACGGAUUUUCCCGUGGAGGACAAAAGUGCGUUUACUCUGACUCAGCCCGCAGAAAAGCUAGUUGCAACGCCAGCUGGAAGCACCAUGGUCCUGACACAUGUCUUAAACAAACCAAGUCGGAAAACACGGGUGGUAAGAAGCAUCAGCAUUGGACAUUUAUCCAACGGGAGAUUUUCUCUUUCUAAAAACAAACAUGAGGUUGACAAACACUGCACAGGUAGCAAUGGAAACCGCAUUGCUGGUACAACCAGAAUGGCAAACGGGGCCUCUGUGUGUCAGGAUGUCAAGCCUUCUUGGGCUGACAACAAGAACCUCUCCAGCCCACUCACUGUCAUGUCGCAGAGUGACCAGAUCGUUUUUGGGAAUUCGGCAUCCUCUCCAGACCACAUGCGGAUGACAUACAGACCUCACAGCCUGAGUGUCACGCCUCAAUGCCAACAUGAGGACACUGGGGCUUCUUCCCCCUCUUUCCCCGCCUCCUCCCGCAGCUCAUCCUCCAGCAUCAUGUCCCUGUCCUCCACCCCGAGUACCAUCUCUGAUCCGCCGACACCCCGCACCCCAUCACCAGAAGAUGGGGUGUCUGGUGGGGUGCUUCCACGCCAGCCUCCAAAUUCCUCCCCGGUGUCUGAGGGGAAGCACCCCCCUUCUGUCGUCCUGAGCACCCAGAGUCCUGCUGCACAGAAAAUGGGCACCCAGCAGCUCAUCCCCCAGGGGCUGGCAUCAGACAUCCGCCCUCCUAAAACCGGACACUUUGGUGCUCAGAGCAAGGGCUCCGGUGGGCUCCUGGACCCUGGCAAACGGGCUCAGCGGGCCCGCAGCCUUGUGGAGACCGGCUCCUUCUUCUCCACGACCACUGAGCGAGAGGAGGGCGCUGAGGGGGUGGAGAGCCCCGGGCUGCUCAGGAGAGGGCUGCGCUCCACGUCUUACAGACGGGCGGUGGUGAGCGGGGUGGAUCUGGAGGUGCCCCCUACUGAUCUCAAGGCCAAACGCCUCUCACAGCCUGUGCUCAGGGGGGUGCUUGAAGACCCAUCCAGCCCUGGGAAACAUCCAUCCAGCCCGGGGAAACAUCCAUCCAGCCCAGGGAAACAUCCAUCCAGCCCGAAGAACAAGAGUCCGGACAAGAAAAGAGGCAUUCCGUCGCAGCGGACGUUUGACAGUGAAGAGGACGAGGUCUUGUACCAGAACUACCAGGAGAAAGCCCUGCACAACGACUCUGACGAGGAUGCAGAGUCUAGGGAGCCCAAGUCUGACGAUCGUAUUGUGGUCCAGUACAAGCCCAUUCGAACGUCCUGGAGUCAGCUCAGUGUGGUGAAAAAGACUGGAGCUGCUGAGAGGUUAAGCCCAGAGGAUCGGAAGAGGCAAGAGACCAUCUUUGAGGUGAUCUCUUCAGAGCACAGCUACCUCCACAGUCUGGAAAUCCUGAUCCGCAUGUUCAAGAACUCGGCAGAACUCGGCGAGACCAUGACCAAGACGGAGAACCACCACCUGUUCUCCAACAUCUUGGAUGUGUGCGCGGCCAGUAAAAAGUUCUUUAAGGAGUUGGAAGACCGACACCAGCAGAAUAUAGUCAUUGAUGAUAUCAGUGACAUUGUGGAAAGACACGCCCAGUCGAACUUUGACCCCUAUAUAACAUACUGCUCCAAUGAGGUGUACCAACAAAGGACCCUUCAGAGGCUUGUAAUGAAGAACCCGUCGUUUAAGGAGGUUCUGACCCGUAUCGAGGCCCACCCCGACUGCAGGAACCUCCCCAUGAUCUCCUUCCUGAUCCUGCCCAUGCAGCGUGUCACCCGUCUCCCUCUGCUCAUGGAUACUAUCUGUCAGAAGACCCCCAAAAGCACAGACCAGUACGAGGCCUGUAAGAAGGUCCUCCAGGAUGUCAGCAAGCUUGUGCGAAAAUGUAACGAGGGUGCUCGUACUAUGGAGAGGACUGAGAUGAUGUACACCAUCAACUCUCAGCUGGAGUUCAAGAUUAAGCCGUUCCCUCUGGUGUCCUCCUCCCGCUGGAUGGUAAAGCGCGGUGAGCUGACGGCUUUUGCGGAGGAGAACGGUAUCUUCCUGAAGAGGACGUCACGCCAGCAGGUCUACUUCUUCCUCUUCAACGACGUGCUCAUCGUCACCAGGAAGAAAAGUGAAGAGAGCUAUACAGUGAUUGACUACGCUCUGCGGGCUGAGAUCUGGGUGGGGCAGUGUCAGGCAGAGGACCUGAACCUGUCGCCGGUGCGGACCACUGCCAGCAUGCUGACAUCACGCCAGGGCACAGCCAAUCAUCUCUUCCGCCUCAAGUUUCGAAGCAACUACUCAGGAGACAAAGUGACGAUGAUCCUCGGUGUCGAGCAAUUGAAUGAGCGCGCUCGGUGGAUCAGUGCCCUUGGCCUCACCAACAGUGACAAGAAUAACAUGGAUAGAACAAACAUGGUGCAGGUGGAGGUCACCAGGACGUACACAUCCAGACAGCCAGAAGAGCUCUCGCUCCAGGUGGCAGAUGUGGUGCUGGUGUCACAGAUGGUGGAUGAUGGCUGGUAUGAGGGAGAGCGUCUGCGGGACGGGGAGAGAGGCUGGUUCCUGGCCGAGUGUGCCGAGCGCAUCACCUGCCAGGCCGCCAUCGAGAGGAACUGGCAGAGAAUGGACCGCCUGCAGGGCCUGGAGACCAACGUGUGAGCUGGCUUUGCAGACACACCCACUAAGGACCUUCUCCAUGGACUCAUGGAUCUCUUACUGACCAGGGGCUACUCUAGGGGUCGCUACAAUGCCACAGCCAAACAGACACCACGCAUGGGGGUCUGUAAAAGUACCUUCACACCCACAGCACUCUACAAGCUCUAAGAAGAAAACCCUCUUAGUCAUUCUGAAUUGAACUAAAAUGAAAGGCAGAUGGACAGACAGACAGAUGGAGCUCCACAACCAUCAAAGACCAUGGAGGAAUGAAAGAGGGACAAGGUCAGAUGAGGCAGUGUUUGCAAAGACUCCGUACAGAAUGCUUCACAAUUUCCCCCUUUGAAAAUACACAACCUCAAACGUCCAGGGGAGUGUUACAGCCAGGCCAAGCCAAAGGAUGUUGCCAUUUCUUCACCGCAGUGGGAGGGUACUCAAGCAAACCACCUGCCACUUGUUCUCCUCCUCUCCUUCUAGGCCAGGUGGAUUGUAUAGUAUGACAGAGAAACUUGAGAGGGUCUGCUUUAACUCGAGCUCUUCACGUGCCUACCAUCAGCGUCUCUUUUUUUUUUGUAGCCUCUGGGAGACUCCCAACAGAGACUUGCCUUUCUCCACUUUCUGUGUUGGAACCAGCAGCUUCUUUCAAUAGAAGAAACCUCAGUCUGUAGAGCUGAGAGGAUAAUAUCACAAAACUGCCCCCACAAUGGUCUGUAGCUAAACAGGAGGAUUCAGGGACUGACUGACCAGAACUGGAAGAGGAUGAAGUUAACAGUUUAUAGAUGGACUCAUGGAACAUGUAGAAGGAUAUCGUUCAGCUAUUGUUAUGGUUGUGCAGUGGCUAAAAUAUUGAAGGGAUUUAGAAAGACUGGAUAGAUGACCAUGUUCUUUAAGAAUAUAAUGUAAUGGCAUUCUCACCCAAUCUGAAGCUUUAUGCAUUUCCACUCAGGGACAUACUCAUACAUACAAGACUCAUGCUUAACAGCAAUGUACAAAAAUGAAAUCUAAUUUUUAAAAAUGUUUUAAACUAAUUCACCAUUUUAAAAGAUUGUAUAUUGCAUAUAGACAUGCUCCUUUAUAACCCUUAAUUUGUAAUACUUGUGAAUAAAAGGAAUGUAAUUAC